AUGGUGGACAAGGACUAUUUUGUAGAGAGAGAGGUUCUGGAUGAGUUACGUCUGAAUGAAGUGGCACAAGAAGGGAAAUGGAUCACUAAACCACCUGUGCGUGAACGGGUAAAAAAUUUCUUCAGGUGUUCGGUGCCCAGGCUGAAGCGCAUAGUGGGGAGCUGGGUGCCUAUUCUAGGCUGGCUGCCUCAGUACUCACUCAGAGAAAAUGCAUUUGGGGACCUGUUCUCUGGAUUAAGUGUGGCCAGCUUGCAUCUACCACAAGGCAUGGCAUAUGCUCCUCUGGCUGCAUUACCUGCUGUGUAUGGUCUAUAUACCUCCUUCUUCCCAGUGCUGAUCUACACUAUCUUCUGUACUUCCAGACACAUCUCCAUAGGUACGUUUUCUGUGGUCAGCAUGAUGGUUGGAAGUGUGACAGUAAGGCUAGCACCAGACCAGAACUUUCUUGUAAAUGGCACUAAUGGAACAACUGUGAACAGCGCUGCACGGGAUUCUGCCAGAGUACAGAUAGCAUGUUCCCUCGCACUCUUGACAGGAAUCUUUCAGAUCCUGCUGGGUAUUGUGAGAUUUGGAUUUGUUGUGACCUAUCUGUCUCAGCCACUGAUUCGUGCUUACACCACUGCAUCAGCAUGUCAAGUAGCCAGCAGCCAGCUAAAGUACCUGUUUGGAGUCUCAAUCGCUCGAUACAGUGGCCCCCUCUCCCUCAUUUAUACUGUGGUGGAUGUUUGCCGAAUGCUGCCUAAAACUAGGGUGGUAGAGCUGGUGGUGGUCCUGAUCGCACUUGCUGUUCUCAUUGGGACCAAAAGUAUCAAUAACCACUUCAAAGACAAGAUGAUUGUGCCCAUCCCUAUCGAACUCAUACUUGUCAUAUUAGCAACAGUCAUCACCCAUUACGCUGGACUUAUUGAUAAAUACGGCGUUACUGUGGUUGGAGCAAUUCCCUCUGGCUUCAGGGCCCCUGUCAUUCCAGAUGCCUCUUACUUCCCAUCCAUUGCGGGUGAUGCUUUUUCUCUGGCUAUAGUGAGCUACACCAUUAACAUUGCACUGGCCAAAACAUUUGCCCUCAAGCAUGGCUACAAGGUGGACAAUAACCAGGAGAUGAUUGCAGUGGGUCUUAGUAACGGCAUUGGCAGCUUUUUUUUUUGUUUCAAUGUGUCCUCCUCCCUGGCCCGCAGCCUUGUCCAGGACUCCACAGGGUGCAAAACACAAGUUACAGGAGUAGUUUCAUCCAUUGUUAUGAUGAUUGUGAUUUUGAAAAUAGGUUCUCUUUUUCAAGAGCUCCCCGUGGCGGUCUUAGCUGCAAUAGUAUUGGUGAACUUAACAUUAUUGUUCAUGCAGUUCACUGAUGUCUAUACACUGUGGAAGACCAAUAAGAUUGAUAUGGUGGUGUGGCUGGUGACAUUCGCAUGUACCAUCCUGCUCAACCUGGACAUUGGCCUGGCUGCUGCCGUUGGCUUUUCCUUGUUUGUUUACAUCAUCAGAUCACAACUGUAA
This is a messenger RNA of Monopterus albus (swamp eel), 1494 nucleotides long. RefSeq names its product solute carrier family 26 member 6-like. Gene Ontology annotation, cellular component: membrane. The transcript is spliced from 12 exons. The record is from RefSeq and is a predicted model, not a curated record. Bases 1 to 1494 code for a protein of 497 amino acids. Lineage: Eukaryota; Metazoa; Chordata; Actinopteri; Synbranchiformes; Synbranchidae. Gene Ontology annotation, biological process: transmembrane transport.